Molecule: messenger RNA, 4598 nt
Organism: Sardina pilchardus (European sardine)
Lineage: Eukaryota; Metazoa; Chordata; Actinopteri; Clupeiformes; Clupeidae
Product: RELT-like protein 1
Exons: 7
Coding region: 347-1177 (276 amino acids)
Biological process (GO): positive regulation of p38MAPK cascade
Cellular component (GO): plasma membrane
Source: RefSeq, a predicted model, not a curated record
AUGAAGGUUAUUGACAGGGGUGAAGGCAAGGUUUUGAAAUAACGUGGCCAGAUAUAAGGCAACUACUAGUUUAUUUCUCUAGUAGGCUAUUCACUCUGCGCUAGAUCAUCCUCCUCAGUUAGGGGCGUGGGCCGCCUGCAACUUUCAAGCCAAACUGCAGCUUUAAAAGUGGGAUGUCCCUGAUUGCUCUGGUAAGAAUGAGGAAAUACUGAGAAACAUCGGUCCGGGCGAGAGCAAGUCCCGAGAUAUCCAACACACGACUGACCGAGCUUCAGAAGUGAGCUUCCGACUGUGUGCAGAGUUCUCCAGUAGCGGACCACAUCCUCGCCCAGCAUCCGCGAGGCUGAUGGGGGAUUCAGGAAUAACGGGCGGUAUAACGCCGGGCAGCACGGAGGAUGCCAGCACGCCGCCGGAGGACUCGGGCAGCAGCCCGGAGUACGUGGCGUUCGGCCUGGUGCCCGUCUUCUUCCUGCUGGGGCUGCUGGGCGUGCUCAUCUGCCACGCGCUCAAGAAGAAGGGCUACCGCUGCACCACGGAGGCCGAGGACCGGCAGGCGGCCGAGGACGAGCUCGAGAAGGACCUGGAGAGAGCAGAUCUGAAUGACACCUACAGCGAGGGCAACACGGACACUGUGGGCCAGAUCGUCCACUACAUCAUGAAGAACGAAGCAAACACAGAUGCCUUGAAAGCCAUGAUCAAUGACAACAGCAUCGACUCUGAAGGCCCCGCCACCCCCACCUCCCCCAUGACCCCCACGACGCCAGGCACUCCCGUGUCACCGGGGUCACCAGGGUUUCCGGGGGCGCCCGCCGCCGCGGCGACGUUGACGACGACGACGACGACGAAGCACACGUGCAACCACCUGCACACCAUCGGCGGCGCGGUCACCCAGAAGAACAUCUGCAACCGCUGCAGCCAGAAGAAGUGGCCGCUCAUGCGCCGCAACUCCGCCAGGAAGCCCAUCGACCGCCGCAGCCACACCGGGGAGGUCACCGUGCUCGCCGUGGGACGGUUCCGGGUGACCAAGUGCGACCCCAAGACGGGUAAGGAGCGCCGCACCCUCCUGAUCACCGAGCCCAACGGCACCGUGUCCGCCGCCGCCGCUCCCGCUGAAGAGGCAGCAGCCCCAGAAGAGCGACGCCCCUCACAGCCACAAGAGGAGCGAGAUGCAAAGUGAGAGGUGUGUGACGUUGGAGGACCAACACCGACAGACUGAGGAGAGAGAGGCACAGCGCACCGACAGAGAGAGACUGAGAACAAACGUUUAUAAUACAUUUUAAUCCCAAAGUUAAAUCCAAGCUAUGACCAGCCAAUGAGACGACACAUCAGCGGUCGGGAAAAAAGACCCCUCACACACGCACACAAGCUCUCCCGUUGGUGGACAGCUGUGUCAGUUAGGGGGGUGGGGGUGGGGGAGUUUGUCCAUCCUCCUUAGCCGUAAUGCAGCCAAUCAGAGGCUGGCUCACAGAGAUGAUUGACAGUGGUUGAGGUUGGUGAUGAGACAGUGAAGAAAAAAACAAAAGAGAAGCCUUUUCUUGUCGCAAUCGACCAUGAUCUAGGCCCUAAAUCAUCCAAGGUCAAUUAGCCGAUUGGGCCACGGACCGAAGCACAAGGGUUGGGUGACCUUUCGACCCCGCUCAAUCCAUUGCCGUGCCGACCCCCUCCCUUCACAAACACAAGAUGGCGUCGCAGUCAGUCGAGACCUGCCCUUUAUGGGAUGGGGGAAAAAAACAUCACUGUCAAGUGAAGAGGUGCAACUGUUAAUGGUUAAACCCUCAUGGUGCCACUGUCUGACAAGAGGUGUGUGUGUGUGUGUGUGUGUGUGUGUGUGUGUGUGUGUGUGUGUGUGUGUGUGUGGAGGGGGGUGUUUUAAGAGUGGAAGGGUGGUGACCUAAUGUAUCCAGUAGGUCAUAGGAUCCAAAUCCACAUCAUGUCACACAUGCGCGGCGGUGGAGGCAGCUGCAAUGGGUGUGAUCCCUGGAGCCAUUUUCUUUUCAUUUCACUGUGAUUACAAAAAAAAAAGGUCCUGGAGUCCUCACACUCUUCGCUCUCACAGGGUACAAUCUUUUAUCUGACACCUCAGAGUUCUCCGUGUGUGUGUGUGUGUGUGUAUUCUGGAGCCCUGACACAAAACACACAUCCUGGAACCAAGUACCUGGACAAGACUGAUCGCUGUGCACACACAAACUCCAAAAUGCUUAACUGCCUAAAAAGGAAAUGUAACAGAAUAAUAUAAUGUCUUAAUCCAAAUGCUACUCAAAGCUAGCUAUCCGUUUAUCUUGUCAAAGAAUGUUAAUGUCCUGUUUCAUAAAGAUAAAUGUUAAGUCCUGCUUAUACACUAACUGCCGGUUUGUAAUCGGGCAUCACACUGGACACCUAAAUUCACAAUGUUGCGUUACCUCACACUGAAAGUAGACUCAUAGAGCUGUCAACAGAUAUAUCCCCUCUGUGAAUAUUUGCUAGUGUUAAUGUGCAAUGCUUUUGACAAGGACUUGUUCAAAGCCUUUGCUGAACUAUAAAAAUCACUUGUCUUCCCUUCAUCCUUUUGUUUUUAGUGAACGGAUAACACUCCUUCUCCCUCUCCUCCUUUCAACGCUCCUUUCUUCUGUCAUGUUUAUUUGACCCGUUCAGACGGACGAGGUGGUGAAUGUGUUUCCUUCUCCCGUGCUUCCUCGCGCGCGUUCGUUUGGUUUAGCAUUUCACUGAGCGCAGUGAGUCCUCCAUGCCCCUCACUGAAGGUGGAUGAAGAGUAAAAACAAACCUUACCAGCUUUGGGUUUUGAAUCUUAGUGGAAAUUUGACGAUGUGCUGCGUGUUUGUGUGUGUGUGUGCGCGCGCGUGCUUGCGUGUUUGUGUGUGUGUGUGCGCGCGCGUGCUUGCGUGUGUGUGUGCGUGUGUGUGUGUGCGUGUGUGUGUGUGUGUGUGUGUGUGUGUGUAUGUGUGUAUGUGUGUUUGUGUAUGAAAAGAAUAGAUGCAAAGACCAGAUAUUUUAACAAGGUUUUGUUUGCUUUUGUCUUGCUCUGUUUGGUUGUUGCUGAUACUGUCAUAGGGGUAGACGGACCAGUUGCUGUUGGCCUAGAUGUUGGCAUGACUUAAGUGAAAGCAAGACUCUAAUGAAAGCAUGCGGUUUCAUUACAAUAGCGUCUGACAAGGUUAGUGUACGAAGCCGCAGACACAUCGCCUUCUCAACGACGGUCAUGACGGUCUACCCCAGUUUGUGACGAUGUUGCCAAACAUAGCUUAUCUGUAAAGCCAAAAAAAAAUAUUACCUCAAAAAAAACAAAAAAACAGUGGCCUUGCUUUAGGGGACAGCCAUGUUAGAAUAUCUGUGUGUGUUUGUUUAGCUAUUUGUGCACUUGAGGUUUUGCCAAAAAAAAAGUACAAUUUUGUAACACACUUUCUUUGUAUUUAUUUGUUUUCCUUAGUGAAUGAAUUCAUCAGUUUUUACAGUAUUGUUUUUGUUUUGUUUUUUGUUUUUGUUUUAAACGGGACACUGUUAAAAAUGCUCUUUGUGCUUGUUAGACUCCAAGACCAUCAUCUCAAGUGAUGAGUUCAGUUUUUGUUUCUUAUUUCCCCUGUGUAGUGCUGAAAUCAAUAGUUCAUUAUUGUGGGAGGAAAAUAUGAUAGUUCUGUCUAUCUGUCUCUGUCCAAAAUUGGGGGCAGACAGAGAAUGCACAGCUGGACUUGAGCUUAAAACUAUUUUGUUUCAGAGGCCCAGCCAAAGGGUUGGACAUUUAUUGCAGCUCUCUGCCUUAGGGAAUUGUCUCAAUCAAACCAAGUUCAGCAUUUCACCAGAUUGACAAUUGACAAAGAGGCAAACAACUUCCAACAGGCCACGUUUUUGGGCUGUGAUAAGUGUGUAUGUGGCGCAGUGUGAUUAUUGGAAUCGGAAUGAAUGGAAAAACGUUAGCCUUUUUGUAUCAUGCAUUGUAGUUGAAUGGGACUGAACUUACACCAGUGGCACCCAAUGUGAAUUGUUCACCUCCUUGGUUAUCCCUGUAUGAUGAUGUCUCUUAUCUGUCCCUGCAUACAUGUUUUGAGCAGGAGAAUAGUCCAACAGCAUCUCUUUAAAUUUUAAACAUUUUAAUCCUCAUGAUUUAUGCCCUUUCAUCAUAACCCCUGUUUGAGUCUGAAAGGCAAAGUCUUAAAAAAACAAAAAAAGUGCCCUACAUUGUAUAUAAUUAGUUAUAAUGGUUCCCUUAGACAUAAAAUGAAACUAUAACCCAUAUAAACAGUACCCUGUACAAGGUGGAGGAUCCCCAAGGUGAUUUUUGGGGGUAAGCUUCCACAAACAACUCUAUUUGGGUCAUUCCCUGUUCCUAUUAUGCAUCAGGGCCUCCUAGUGUCUUUUAAGUCGACAUGUAGUUGACAGUUCCACUGUUUGCUGCGAGACAUAUAAAUAUAAAUUGUGUGUAAAAAAUAUAUUUAAUAAAGAAAAAAAAUAUUUAGUUUAAUUGAAAAGAUAUUGUGAAUAUAAAUGCAAAUAAUAUUUCAUAAUAAAAAAAGCACUAAUAUAUUGAGAAAUGUGCAAGGGAAGAGUUGUGGAAUCUUGAGUGCAAAGAGCCUUUUGUACAAUGCAUUUAUACAUUAAAAAGAUUA